This is a messenger RNA of Lathyrus oleraceus (garden pea), 2673 nucleotides long. Its product is annotated as LEAF RUST 10 DISEASE-RESISTANCE LOCUS RECEPTOR-LIKE PROTEIN KINASE-like 1.5. The record is from RefSeq and is a predicted model, not a curated record. Lineage: Eukaryota; Viridiplantae; Streptophyta; Magnoliopsida; Fabales; Fabaceae. The transcript has a single exon. The coding region runs from base 494 to 2386 and encodes 630 amino acids. Gene Ontology annotation, molecular function: protein kinase activity; ATP binding. Gene Ontology annotation, biological process: protein phosphorylation.
AAAUUUAAUUAUUUUCUUAAAAAUUAUACAUUGCUCAUAUAAAACAAUUUUAGGAAUGGAGGGAGUAAUAUUCUCCUAUUUUUAAUUUGUUUUGUUGGAUUUACCCCAUCAACAUAUAGACCCCUAUAUACGCUAUUCAUUAUAAGAAUGAGUUAUAAAUAAUGAACCAAGAAAGAAGUACUUCUAAUAAUUUUGGCUGUCCACUUUUAAUAAAUUUGUAUAUUUGGGAAACCUCUGCGCAAUUUUUCGGAGAGUGUUUGUCUUUUCUAUGUUCCCUCCCUGCACGUGCCCCUCAUUUUUCGCUCUCUUUCACUUUUCACCCUUUCUUUCCCCAACUUCAAAAACCUCUCUGUUCUCUCUAGUCACUAGUAGCUCCAGUAGCUCAAGUUCUCACACCCUCCCACUCACCUUCCUUCAGAUCCCAUCUACCUAAACCAAAAUCACUUCCCAUUAAUGACUCUACAAACUCCACUUUCACUCUUCAACCAUUACCAUGUCUCCCUUAACCAUUCUUCUCACCUUCACCUUCACCUUCCUCUUUCUGCUCUUUCCCACCUCAACACACACAUGCUCUUCUUCCAUUAGUAACUCAAACACAACAAAAACACACCCUUGCCCACCGUUUUCCUCCACCCCACCUUUCCCAUUCUCAUCUUCACCCGGCUGUGGCCACCCUUCUUUUCAACUAAACUGUUCAUCUCCUCGCUCUUUCAUCUCCAUCAACAACCUCUCUUUCUCCAUCCUCUCUUACAAACCCAACUCUUCCUCAAUCACCCUCUCCCCUCACAACCCACAAAACAACAACACCAUUUGCCCAUCUUCAUCUUCAAUCCCUAAUAAACCCAUCAACCUCUCUAACUCACCAUUCACUCUCUCAGAUGAACUAUGCUCACGUCUCUCUUUUCUCCAACCUUGUUCCCCUCCAACACUUCCCAAUUGCAGCCACUGUCCUUGGCAAUGCAAAAUCAUCAAAAACCCAACAGAAAUCUUCACUAACUGUAGAUCUAUGCAUCACUCUGUUUCAGAUUCUGAACCCAGUUGCCAAAGUGAUGUUCUUGAUUACCUCAACGAGAUACUCACUUUCGGUAUUGAAGUUCAAUGGGAUGAAGCAUUAACACAAGACACUUACUUCACAAAUUGCACAGAAUGUAUCAGCAAAAAAGGCUUCUGCGGUUACAAUUCAUCAGACCCAAGCAACAACUUCAUAUGUUUCCAUUCCAAAGAAACCAUUUCGCCGCCGUGGAUUCAUAAAAUGAAACUCAACAAAAUUGCUGUUUUCGCCGUCAUUAUCGCUUUCACUUCGUUGCUUCUUUUCAUCACAGUAACAAUUUCGAUUCUCCGAUCGAGAAGCUUAAACUCUCGAUCAGUAUUAGAAGAAGAUCCCACCACCGUCUUCCUCCACAACCACCACUCCGCGAAUCUCUUCCCACCGGUUUUUACCUACGACGAACUGAACUCCUCCACCAACAACUUCGAUCCAAACCGUAAAAUCGGCGACGGCGGAUUCGGUUCAGUGUACCUCGGCAAUCUCCGAGACGGAAAACUCGCCGCCGUGAAACACCUCCACCGUCAAAACCAAACCGCAGCGUUCUCAUCAAAAUCAUUCUGCAACGAGAUUCUUAUCCUGUCUUCAAUCAACCAUCCAAACCUCGUUAGACUUCACGGUUACUGUAACGAUCCACGAGGCUUGAUUCUCGUUUACGAUUACGUUCCAAACGGAACCCUAGCAGAGCACAUUCACGGUUCAAAGAGUAAACGAAAGGGUUACAAGCUGACGUGGCAAACCAGACUUGAUAUCGCAAUACAAACGGCGUUAGCGAUGGAGUAUCUUCAUUUCUCAGUUAAGCCACCGAUAGUUCACAGAGAUAUAACGUCGUCAAAUAUCUUCGUUGAAAAGGAUAUGAGGAUUAAAGUCGGUGAUUUCGGGUUAUCGAGGUUGUUGAUUUUGCAAGAAACGAGUCAAACGACGUCGUCUGGUGGGUACGUUUGGACCGGUCCUCAAGGUACACCGGGGUAUUUAGAUCCGGACUAUCACCGGUCGUUCCGAUUAACGGAAAAGAGUGACGUGUACAGUUUUGGUGUUGUUUUGCUUGAACUAAUUACGGGGCUUAAAGCUGUGGAUUAUUGUAGGGAUAAACGUGAGAUGACGCUUGCUGAUAUGGUUGUUUCGAGGAUUCAUACGGGUCAGUUGAAGGAGGUACUUGACCCGGUUCUUGAUUUGGGCAAUGACGGUGAAGCGCUUGAUGCGGCGGCUGCUGUGGCGGAGUUGGCGUUCCGGUGUGUUGCAUCGGAUAAAGAUGAUAGACCUGAUUCGAGGGAGGUUGUUGGGGAGUUGAAACGGGUUCGGUUACGGAGGUCAGUGAAUGAUGACGUGGCAAGAGAAUGAGGUGGACCCGCCAUUGACACGUAUGAGUUUUGUGCACGUGGGUGUCAAUUUUUAUUGUUACGUAACGUCAAGGGUAAAGUGUCAGUGACGCCGUACCGGAAGUUGGAGGUUAUUUUAAAUUUGAAAAUUGAGGAGCUUACCGUAAUUGACUCAGAUGAGAAUGUGUGUGGAUAAGAGGCCCCCUAUUUUAGUUCUUUAUUUGAUGGUCCAAAUAUCUAUAUCUAUAUGGUAAUUCAUAAUUGUAUAGUACGGUUUAACUAUUAUUGAAAUACAUUUUCCAUUUUGAA